Messenger RNA from Racocetra fulgida, 207 nucleotides. The record is from the annotation of a GenBank genome assembly. Lineage: Eukaryota; Fungi; Glomeromycota; Glomeromycetes; Diversisporales; Gigasporaceae.
AUAAGUCUACAUCUGGCAAAAAAAAAGGAAAACAUAUUCUAAGGAGUGGCGACUCACCUAAGUUAUCUGAGUCUGAGAAUAUCAGUGUAACAGAAGAGUCAGAUUCUAAUAAGUCUAGUGAGGCAUCCAGCUCAGAAAUUUCAUCAGAAACUACCGACCUGAAUGAAUUUGAGAAUUCAGGCAAACAAAAAGGAAAAGGCAUCCAAU